Messenger RNA from Solanum lycopersicum (tomato), 1366 nucleotides. Its product is annotated as 3-oxoacyl-[acyl-carrier-protein] reductase 4. Gene Ontology annotation, biological process: fatty acid biosynthetic process. Lineage: Eukaryota; Viridiplantae; Streptophyta; Magnoliopsida; Solanales; Solanaceae. Gene Ontology annotation, molecular function: NAD binding; 3-oxoacyl-[acyl-carrier-protein] reductase (NADPH) activity. The record is from RefSeq and is a predicted model, not a curated record.
UUUUCUUCUUCUCUUGUUUAAAACGAACAAGACUAAAGAGGCUGGCACAUUGUUUUCAUCGGAACUUUUACAAUAAAUACGCUCUACUCUAACUCUGCACCCUCUACUGAUCCAUUUACACACCUGGCAACUUUACUCCGUUCAAUGGCUACUCUCACCUUCAAUUCCGUCGCCGCCACCUCCAAAAUCCGAUCCUCCGUCGCCGCCGCAAACUCCUCCGUCCGUCGCCAGCUGUCACAUGUCCGCCUUCCGUCUUCUCCUAUUCAGCCAUCAUCUGUCUUGCAGUGCCGCUGGUCUUCUUCCGCCUCUUCAGGUGUGAGAGCUCAGGUGACAACCACUGAACAAGUUGGAGUUAAGGCUGCUGCAAAAGUUGAAGCUCCGGUUGUUAUUGUCACUGGAGCUUCUAGAGGAAUAGGGAAGGCAAUUGCGUUGGCUUUGGGAAAGGCUGGUUGUAAGGUCCUUGUGAACUAUGCCAGAUCUUCAAAGGAGGCAGAAGAAGUUUCCAAAGAGAUUGAAGCAUGUGGUGGCGAAGCCUUGGCUUUUGGAGGCGACGUUUCAAAAGAAGAAGAUGUAGAGUCCAUGAUGAAAACUGUGGUUGAUCGAUGGGGAACAGUUGAUAUCUUGAUCAAUAAUGCAGGUAUCACGCGUGAUACCUUGUUGAUGAGAAUGAAGAAGUCUCAGUGGCAGGAGGUUAUUGAUUUGAAUCUUACAGGAGUUUUUCUCUCCACACAGGCUGCAGCUAAAAUCAUGAUGAAAAAGAAAAAGGGAAGAAUCAUCAACAUAUCUUCUGUUGUUGGUUUAGUUGGCAAUGCCGGGCAAGCCAACUAUAGUGCUGCUAAAGCAGGAGUCAUUGGCUUAACCAAGAGUGUUGCAAAAGAAUAUGCCAGCAGGAAUAUUACUGUUAAUGCUAUUGCCCCUGGAUUUAUUGCAUCAGAUAUGACUGCCCAGCUAAGUGAAGACAUUGAAAAGAAACUUUUACAAAGUAUUCCGUUAGGACGCUAUGGUCAACCUGAAGAUGUUGCUGGACUAGUGGAAUUCCUAGCACUCAGUCCCGCAGCCAGCUAUAUUACUGGACAGGUUUUGACUAUCGAUGGUGGGAUGGUAAUGUAGAAGUUUACCCCAUAGUUUGCUCAUGAAGAAAGAUUGGAAGUGUGAUCACUUAUAUUAUACCUUGACUGUAGCCUUGCUUCGUCCAAUAUCUGCGUAAAAGGAACUUGAUAAUUUGGUGGUAGAAGAUGACCUUACUCAUCAUUUUUCUGCAUUUUCCCCUCUUCUUUUUCCGUUUUCUUAGAAGCAUUUUUGAACCAGGGUUUGAUCAUUUUGUUGUGGUUUCUAUGUUAAAGCUGAGUAAACACUAUUUGACGCA